AUGUCCGCGCGGUACCAGAAGACGUUCACUAUCCCCGAGGGAUUUCCCCAACUUCUCAAGGCUUUCACGCGCGAGAUCCUUCGCAACCAGCCCGACAACAUAUACGAGUUCGGCGCCAAGUACUUCGAGGAUCUCAUCGAGGAGAACAAGCGCGCGGCGGAGCGCGAGUCCUCCCCUGAAGUUGCGGCUGAUGAGGGUGGCGGUGUGGAGGCGGGUUGGUGGAACAUGGGCGACGAGGAGCUCCAGGACUUCAUCAUGGAUAGGUUCAUGGAGUACGACGACGAUCAGGACGGGUACCUGGACCGCCACGAGUUCAAAACGCUGCUGAUGAGCACAGAUCUCGGCCUGUCACCCAAGGACGUGAGGAGGAUCAUGUCCGAGGCUGACGAAAACGAGGACGGCGUCCUGGAGUACCGCGAGUUCGUCCCAAUCAUGGUUGAGCUCAUCCACAGCAUCAAGGCCAAGGAGGACGCGAAGGCGGCCGCGGAAGAAGACGAGGAUGAGGCGCGCGAGGCUGUGGAGAUGCAUCUUCUUCACGGUAUUCCCCGAGAGCAGCUCGAGCAGAUGAUGUUUUCGGUGUUCAACGCCGCCGACACUGACGGGUCAGGCGCUCUUGACCGCAAGGAGUUCGCCAGGUGCCUCAAGUCCGCCGAGCUCGGGCUCACGCGCAAGGAGAUUAAUCUUCUGUUGAGCGAGGUUGACGCGGACGGCGACGGCAUGGUGACCUACGACGAAUUUGUGCCCCUCUGCUUCAACAUCCUGGUGGAGCGAUUCAAGGAUGACGUCCUCGCCGAGCAGGCGCUCAACUCAUACGACGAUCUCACCCAGACCCUCCUGGAAGAGUUCCAGACCGUUGACGAGGAUGACAACGCCGGCGCGGCUACGGGUAGGCUCAAGUUCAGGAGGAUCAGGCACGUGCUCGACGCCAUGAGCGAGGAGAUGCUCGGUUUGAGCCGGCUGCAGAUUGCGUCCAUCAUGUCCGAGGCCAAGGUUGACGAGGAGACCGAGGAGGUGGAGUACGCCACGUUCGCAGCGACCGCCGCGAGGAUGAUCUAUUCCAUGAUCGACCUCUCUGCGCAGGCGGUGCGUGUGGACGCCGUGGCCAAGGUUGCGGAGACGGAGGGGGCGGAGUUUUUGAACAUUCUGGACGAGGAGACCAUCAAGGACGUCCUCGCCGAGGCGUUCGAAGAGGCAGACAAGGACGGCAACGGGGUGCUGGACGUGAACGAGGUGCAACACGUGCUCAAGUCACUGGGCGUCGGUCAGCUCGCGCUCAAACCGGGCGAGAUCAACGCCAUGAUUGCCGCCAUCGAUGCCGACGAGGACGGCACCGUCAACUACACCGAGCUCGUGGACUUCCUCUUUGACGUCCUCAACCACCUGGAGCGCGAGCGGUGGAUCAAGGCGAACGCGUUCAGCGACUGGUACGAUGUAUCCGACGACGGGGUCGGCGAGGAAGACUGA
This is a messenger RNA of Micromonas commoda, 1464 nucleotides long. It is a transcript of the gene RSP7, whose product is annotated as radial spoke protein 7. Gene Ontology annotation, molecular function: calcium ion binding. The coding region runs from base 1 to 1464 and encodes 487 amino acids. The transcript has 2 exons. NCBI's taxonomy places the organism in Eukaryota, Viridiplantae, Chlorophyta, Mamiellophyceae, Mamiellales, Mamiellaceae. The record is from RefSeq and is a predicted model, not a curated record.